AUAUGAUCUGUCGCCUACGUCUUCCUGGUUGCCGUAAACUUUCCCUCCGGAUCUCCCAAACAAACGAACAUGGCGGACUAUGAAGAGCGGCGGAGCCUGUUGGGAGAUGAGGACGAGGGGUCGUUCACCGGCAGACAGACAGCCAGGGGACCCGGCAGACCGAUGCCGGCCAUUUGCGACCCCAGCCACAUUCUGCACCGAGUGGUUGUCCUGGUAUUCAUGUGCUUUCUGGGAUUCGGAAGCUACUUCUGUUAUGACAAUCCAGCCGCCCUUCAAACACAAGUCCUCCAGGAUCUGAACCUGAACACUGCACAGUUCAUGCAGCUGUAUGCCUGGUACUCCUGGCCCAAUGUGGUUCUCUGCUUCCUUGGGGGCUUCCUGCUUGACAGGGUCUUUGGCAUCAGGCUGGGAACCAUCAUCUUUUCCCUCUUUGUCUGUAUUGGACAGGUAAUAUUUGCUGCUGGAGCUUUCGUGAAAUAUUUCUGGCUGAUGGAAUUAGGACGUUUUGUGUUUGGUAUUGGAGGAGAGUCCUUGGCUGUGGCCCAGAACACAUAUGCAGUCAACUGGUUCAAAGGAAAAGAACUUAAUCUGGUGUUUGGCCUUCAGCUCAGCAUGGCUCGACUGGGCAGCACAGUGAACAUGAACAUUAUGGGCUGGGUGUACAGCGAAGUCAAAGAUCUUGUUGGCUCUUCUGGACAUACUGUACUAGGCGCAUCACUCAUGAUAGCUGCUGUAACCUGCGUGUUCUCACUAAUCUGUGCCUUGGUGUUGGCAUUCCUUGACAAAAGAGCAGAGAGGAUCCUCCACAAGGAACAAGGCAAAACCGGUGAGGUGAUCAAACUGACAGAUGUGAAAGAUUUCCCCUUCCCACUAUGGCUUAUCUUCAUCAUUUGUGUGGCCUACUACGUCGCCAUUUUCCCCUUUAUUGGACUGGGACAGGUGUUCUUCAUUGAAAAAUUCAACUUUUCCCCAGCCGAAGCCAGAGCUGUCAACAGUAUCGUGUACAUCAUCUCAGCUCCUGCAUCUCCAGUUCUUGGCUUUAUGGUUGAUAGGACAGGAAGGAAUGUGGUUUGGGUAAUUAUUGCUGUGGCCACCACACUCGCUGCUCACAUGAUGCUGGCCUUCACCUUCUGGAACCCUUGGAUUGCCAUGUCCCUGCUGGGUGUUUCCUACUCCCUACUGGCCUGUGCACUGUGGCCCAUGGUAGCCUUUGUGGUGCCUGAGCAUCAGUUGGGGACAGCCUAUGGCUUCAUGCAGUCGAUCCAGAACCUGGGACUUGCUCUCAUUGCCAUGGCAGCAGGAACUAUCCUCGACACCAGAGGAUACCUGGUUUUGGAGGUGUUUUUCUGCGCCUGCAUUUGCAUUGCACUGAUGGCAGUGGUGAUGCUGUACUUUGUGGAUUAUUUAAGAGGAGGAGAUUUGAACCAGUCAGCUGCAGCCAGAGCCAAACUUCAGAAAGAAGCCACUUCAGAUGCAGAGUGAUGAUGAUGAUGAUGAUGAGGGGAACACACAUGGUCCUGGGUUUCAGAGCCAGCAGGCUGCACUGUCCACCCCAAAAGCUGUCAAUCAACUGCCAUGGGGCAGGACUGUGCUACUGAUUCCACCCAGUGCUUUGAUGUGUGGCUCUUCCCCUCCAGAACUGACUGUCUGGGCCUGGCUGUUACAUAAUCCUGUAUAAAUAGCUGAUUUUAUCCCGAUCAGGAUUCUGACAAACUGAAAAUCUCAUUAUGGACAAAGUGACCACUCAUACUGACUUUAUCUCUGCCUGUUCACUCUCCACUGACUCCUGUAUGUGUCAAACUUCAGGGUGAGGUUUCAUCAGUUGCACAGAAAAGUUAAAGAAGCUUGAAAUGUUUUAAAGCAUUUAGAUAUAUGAAUUGUUCAGCAGAAGAUGAGACUCAUAUCCUGUGGAAAGGUGCCUAUAUUGCUGGUACACAGUGAUUAAUUUUAUUACUUGCUAACCCAACUCAUAAUAUAGGGUUCCUAUAUUAAGUCAGUUGUUUUUAUAUGUACAUAGGUGUAACUUUGUUGAUGUUUUAAAUGUUUAUUAAUGUUUCUUUUUACGAAUUGUUUUCAGUAGGACUGGCCUUAUCACAGAAAACUCUGACUUGUCAGCAUUUACAAUAACUGCCAACCAAAAUCUUCCUUAGUGGACUCUCCUUAGAGCUCAUAUUCAAUUUUAAUCAUAUGCCUCAUUGACCUUUUAUGGUGUAUAAUCUCAAAAGGAGCAUAGCUCUUUAGUGUUGAAAUUUUUAUUGCUCAAUUCUUUUAUUUCUUGAUUUCUUUAUCUGCUCUUCUUUGGUUCUGGAAGUUCAUAAAAUUUUAUUUUCUGUCGCCUCAUCAAAUGGAACAAUACUAUAAUGAUGAGAAAAAGAAUGGGGGAAAAAAAAGAGAGGGAGGCACACUUUUGAGUGCAUUUACCCGUAUAAUGAUAUGCACAGUUUCAACAUUUUACCAACUGUUUUAUUAAUGUGACCUUUUAAAGGUCAUCAGUUCCAGGUAUAAAUAAUGUUUUUUAGGUUGUGUUUUGCUCAUUUAUCAAGCUCGGGUAAUUAACUUGUUGUGAGCACUGUCCCAAAUUGUCGCUUGCUUCGUCUGAGCAGCGUGACAAAAUAUUCAUGCACUCUGCAGAACUCUCACUGUUUCAGUAAUGUGGAGAUUUUGUUUCCCUGUGUUAUCAGGGUCGCAGACUGUGGAUGAUUAACAUUCACUACCUCAGUUGGGCAAACGAGUCCAAACAAACUUCCUUACUAAACAGUCAACACAUGUAAGACAAUGGUCAGUAGCAUUAAGUUUAAGAUGUUGUGAUUGCACAUUAAAAUGACCACUGAGUCACUGUAUCACAGCCAGAAACAUGCCCCCCUCUUCACUGGGCACCCAUUUGCACUAUGAUGUUAUGAGAGCAGUGCACUCUUUUUUAAUUUUUAACUCAAUUUGUGUUAAAUUACCAAGUGUUACUUAUCUAUGCACAAGAAGACAUAGGUCUGAGGACCUACAGAAGAUCCAUUGUACAAUUGAAAAUGGCGAAAUUGGAAGGAAAGUCACUUAAAAAAAAUCACCUAAUGUCUUUUGGUGGAACCUUCACAUUUGAUACCAGAUUGUUCAUGGACUAGUUACAUUUAAUUAAACUCUAAUUUGAAAGCGUU
Molecule: messenger RNA, 3146 nt
Organism: Toxotes jaculatrix (banded archerfish)
Lineage: Eukaryota; Metazoa; Chordata; Actinopteri; Toxotidae
Gene: mfsd1
Product: major facilitator superfamily domain containing 1
Exons: 17
Coding region: 70-1482 (470 amino acids)
Biological process (GO): transmembrane transport
Cellular component (GO): lysosome
Molecular function (GO): transmembrane transporter activity
Source: RefSeq, a predicted model, not a curated record